Zootermopsis nevadensis is the source of this 5211-nucleotide messenger RNA. Its product is annotated as zwei Ig domain protein zig-8-like. Gene Ontology annotation, biological process: synapse organization. Gene Ontology annotation, cellular component: neuron projection membrane. The record is from RefSeq and is a predicted model, not a curated record. Lineage: Eukaryota; Metazoa; Arthropoda; Insecta; Blattodea; Termopsidae.
UGUCGUGUCCACCUUCCAGACUCCCAUUUCUGGUGCUGGUAGAUCAAUCAGUUAUUGAUUCUUUCACACAGACAAAGUGAAUAAUUAUUUGACUCUUCCAACGAGAAUUUUUUCUCUUAUAAACCUGUAAGCGAUAAUACUUUUUCAUCGCUAAUGAUAAGUAAAUUAUAAAAAUUCGUGUGAUAUCCAGACAAGAGAUACUUCUGUAAUAGUAAAAUUUUACAGUAACAUUUUCAGAAACAAGAAAGAAUAAGUACUUUAAUACCCUGUGUUUUAGUUUUAGUAAUGGAUAUCAUGAAUUAUAUACUUUCAAAGUUUUACCCUGUUUAUGAAUUGAUUAAAUUAUACGUUAUAACACAUGUAGUGCGAAAUUAGAAGACUGUGAAUUAGUUACGUUCACGGAGGUCAUGGACGAGUGGUUGUAAUAUAUGAGUUCCAUUUGUCAUCAAAUAAGUGUCAGCGUCAAUUGUGUUUUGCUUUCGUGUUCUGUAUUACAGUGUUCAAUCCAUGUUAAUAGCUCCACGUGUAGUGGGACCUUCAAGAAGUUCGUAAUAUUAGAUCUUGUGUAACAUUUAAUUCUGUGGUGUUUUACAUAUGCGACGUGCAAUGUGUGGUGUGCCAAAAUUAAAAAUGUUGUAGAUGUAAGUGAAUCGGUGUUUCUUCCAGCUACUAAUCGUGUUGUCUCUCUUUAUAUUAUCGUCUUUUGUGUAGAAAUGUGCGAACACCAAGAGGUUUUUAUGUUUUUCUUGUUGGUGUAGGUUAUUUUUUUAAGCAAAGGCGUUUGUCGAUGUGAGAAAUAUCAAACUAAAACGUCACAAUGCACCGGAGAAAUCAGCGCUGCCAUUAUCAUCAUCAUCAUCAUCAUCAUCAUUAUCACCGCCAGAUGGUGGUAGCACUCAUCUGUACCAGCAUCCUGGCAGUCCAGGGUGAUUUCAUUAAUCACCAUAGAUUGAAAAGUCGCCAUUACCUCGACGAUUAUAGCGGAACAGCUGGCAACGCGGAUAACUGGGGGUCAAAGUUGAAAGACGCAGCCUCGUCUCGGAAGCCGAAUGCCAAUGUCAUCUUCCCUGCUGGCCCAAUGAAAAUGUCUCCGGCGCAGAAUAUUUUUCUGUCUGAGAACUGCACCACGGUGUUGGCGCAAAUUGGCAGCACACCCAUACUCCAUUGCGAGGUGGCGGACAUCGGCGAAGGAACGGUAUCCUGGAUACGAAGGAAGGACUAUCACUUGCUGACCGUUGGGUUGGCCACGUACAGCAGCGAUGACCGCUUUUUUGCUGCCCAUGUCCACAGUCCACAGGACUGGGCCCUCCACGUCCGACAUGCCAGAGCUCGAGACGGUGGGCUCUACGAGUGCCAGGUCUCAACACAUCCCCCCUCCAGCCUGUUCGUCGAGCUCCAAUUGGUCGAGGCAAGAGCGGAGAUUCCAGGCGCACCGGACAAAUUUGUGAAGUCCGGAAGCUCGCUACGACUCACUUGCCUCUUCAAGAAAAGCACCGAGCAGCCUGUUUACGUGUUCUGGUACCACGAGACACGGAUGAUUAACUAUGACCUGGGUCGUGGUAUUCAAGUCCGGCACGGACGCUAUUUCAGUGAACUGGUCUUGGAGCAGGCGCAAAAGCACGAUUCUGGCAACUACUCGUGCGUGCCGUCAAACGCUCAUCCGGCCAGCAUCAGUGUUCAUAUACUAAACGGGGAAAAGCCAGCUGCGAUGCAUGGAAGCAAGAGCCAGUCGGUGCGAGCCAACUUGCCUUGGAGCUACAGCUUCAUGGCAGCGCUUUGCGUCUCUCUGCUGUCAAGCCAGUCAUGCUUCUGGUGCCGCGACGACAGAUGACACUAGUUGCAGGUCACCUCAAUACACUUUAUUUCUAAAAGGGCAUAUAUGAAAAUACCUCGAUGCGAUGCAUAUCACGGUUAACGGUGGCAUGGGAGAAUGUCAGAGAAAAUUACGUUGAUCAUAUGCAGAUUGUGGCGAUAAUUAGCUGACAUAUUAUUAUAUUAAAGUAUAAGUGUCAGAAGAAAGAGAUGUGUUGUUUUUUUAGGUGUGUUUUAAGCGAAAACUCUAAAUGAAAAUUCGGAUAUAUUUAAUAACUGUUUUGUGGAAAGGUGGAAAUAAAAGAAUAACACUUUGAAUUUGAUGGUUCUUUCAGGCGAAGGGAAAUACAGGUUAUUGGUGAGGAGAUAAAAUUAAGUAGGACAUUUUUGCAAGUUGCAAGUUAAACUAGAAUAAUGGCAAAGUUCUUACGUACGAGAGCAUUAUAGGAUAUUUUUGCAAGAGUGUUACAACUGGACUGUGUUUAAACACGUUAAUGAUUUGUUUCCAGCCAUCACAGAAUAUAAGUAUAUACUUUACAUGCAUAAUUUCCGACUGAAAUUAAAAAAAAAAACUUAAUAUUACAGUGACACAGCAUUGCUUCGCCUGAAUCCAUUUCAAUUCGAUAUAAUUAUAUUUUGUUAAAAGCUUUGUUUUUUGUGAAAAAUAGACGUAAUACACAUGCAAGAACAUAAAAGAUUUCAGAAGCUCUUGAAUUUACCACUCUUCAGUGUCAAAGGACAGAACGAAAAUUCCUUUUGCUGAUAGAAUUUUUCACGCAAUAUUACGUCGAAUAUUACUAUAGAAUUUUGUGGAAUGAGACUAAUAAUUAUAUUAAAUUAAACUAAGAACGUCAAGUAGUCAUUUGAAGAUGGCUGUCUUCUGGGUUGUAGCACCGUGUAGUUUGGUAGAAUUUUGCUAGCGUUUCAGAGGCAGCCGGGUGAUAGUAGCCCUAAUUAUGGAGGCAGUAAGUGUCUGAAACGUCUCAAACGUCUGCCAAACUAUACGGCGCAACAACCCAGAAGACAGAAAACUUCAUAUUCACCGCCGUGAAAACCUGAAAUCCUACUUAGUUGCGAAAAACUGUCUUGUCUCUGCUUUACGAACGAAAAUGUGGUACCUGUUCUAUAUAACGUUAAGACACGUGAAAGGAUUCCAAAAUGAAGUUGUUGUAAAUUGCUAAAUAAGUGAUACAUAAGAAAGAAAAUCAGAAUAAAGUUGUAAAAUUUAGGAGACCUGAAACACGUGAGAGAGAGGCAUAAUAAAAUAGAAAGUUAUUAAAGAUAUGGACACAGAAAACAGACUAAAAAUAUAAUUCUAACCAAAACAUUUUGUGGCUUGUGUGAUUUUAUCAUCUUAAUAUGUCACGAUAAUACUAUAAACAGGACGACAAAACUGCUACAACUUUUGGUACGGUAUCUAGACUGCAUGCCGUUCCAUCAAUGAUGCAAAAUAUUUAUAUUUCAAUAAAUUGGUCUAAAAACAGCGCUUGCAUGACGUUUUGUGAUCCAAAUUGAGGUUAAUCCAAUACUCGUAUGAAAUUUAACUUACCCCACGAGUGUAAUACAUAUUUUAUGUCGUUACGUAUUUUGUUCAAGAGACCAAUUUAUUACGAGCAUGUUUCAACUCCUAGAAUAAUAAAAGUAAUAAUUAUUCAAUAUGAAAGUCACAGAAAUAAAAAAAACAUUGCAUGGCUGUGCUGUGGUAUAUGGGACUGUUAUUGGUGCAGAUAUCUGCGUAUGUAAUGGAAUGAACUAAUCUGUAUACGAUGAGUUUUAAUCGGAAGAAAGUUUGAGUUGUUGGUUUUAAGAUACUUGUCAAUCCUCGGACAUCCUCUUGGGAUAAAGAAAUUAUAAACUGGUGAAUAUAAGAUGCUAGAAAUUUAUAUUAAUCUCCGCUCAUCUGCAAGAAACGUCUAAUGGUAUAUUGUGUUCCAUUGAAUUCGAAACGAUAAAUCUAAUAUGAUGAAACCCAUAACUUAUUUUGUUUAUUUCGUAAGACUAAACGUUCCUUCAAGGGGGUCGAUUCUGAGUUGUAUUAAAAGUCAUUUCAAGUGUAAGAUGGGAUAUAUUUUUGAUUCAAAUACAAGUUUUAGCCUGUGUUAAAAUAUAUAUUCUUAUUUAGUGCAAUUAAAUUAAAGAAAAAUUCUAAAGUUUACAAUAAAUUCACAUAGAUAAGAAAGUGUAAAAAUUAUUUUGGGGAUCUUGCUUAUCAGACAAUAAAAACAAUAUUUCGUAAAAAAUUACUUGUUCCGAAACACAAAAGAACGCUUGUAAGACUGCUGUUGUGUAUGAGAUUUAAAACUAUGUACCUAUCAUCCUGAAUUUUGUUGAAAUUUCAUUAAAUUUCAACAAGGUUUCAUGUGGCUUUGACAUUACAGUAAUGUUCCAAGUUUCUUAUGAUCAUUUGUUCCUUUACGAUAAUUAUAUGCACUUUAAUGCAAGGCAUAAGGUGACCAGUGGACAGCAAAAUUAGCGGGGCACAGUUUGCUUUCAGGAAGACACUUAAUUAAUCAAAACUUUGCAGGAGCUGCUUUUAGACAGGAACCAUAACUUUUAAGAGAAAAUAUAAGCGCUGUAUAUACGCGUCUAAGAUAAGUGCUGGAUAACAGAAUUAAAAGUCGAACUCGUGGUUUGUUCUGACAUUUCGUGGGUCCUAAAGAACAAUAAAAGAGUUUUGUUGUUGAAGAAGAAAGAAGAUGGCUGAGGAAUUCCUUCAUUGUAUCAGAUUUAUCCAAUCAGUGUCUGAUUUUCAGCAUCUGUUGGGAAAUACGUCAAAAACGAAAUCAAAUUAGAAACUAGCCCUCAUUGGAGAAAUAGUUACGCCACUUCCCGACUGUAAUGAGACUGUUUAAAAGAGAAUUUCACAUUAAACUUUUGUAAUAGAUGUUUUCAUGGUUCAUAGACUUUAAUGUCAAUAUCCGUUGAAGUGUUGCAAUUUUUGUUUUGUUUUAGCGUCUUUUUUUUUGUAGUGGUUUGUCACUUGUUUGUACUUCCUGUUCGCAUGAAACAAAAGAGAAUCACUGUUGUAAAUUCAGACAACAAUUCCAAUUCCCGUAAAGUGCCAAAACCCGUGUGUAAGGGAUACGUCCACACCGAACCCACUCUGUAUUAACCUCUCAGUGCAUGAGUUAUUACGAAAGGAAGCAUUAUUGGUCCAUGUCCCGUAUAAUUUCAAUGCUUCUUUUUCGUGAAAACAUUUCCACGUCAUACUGGAUAUCACUAUGUUAAAAUUGUUUGUUUUAUCUGUGUUUUACCAAUGCAUGGCACUACAAACGACUGAUCGUUUGCGAUGAAAUGCAAAUAUUAUAUUUUGGUAUGAAAUUUCGAUCAUCUGUACAGUGUAACAGCAAACAACUUAAUUUUUAAUAUAUAUUAAUUAAAUAUAAGUUUUAAAUUAGU